AUGCGCCACUCUUUCGUUGUUGUUGCGUUUGCUCUCGUGCACGGUGCCGCUGCCCAGCAGAUUCAGGACGUCUGGCAAACUACCUGGGACAGGUCCUCCUUGAUCGCGUCCAUGCCCCCUGCCAGUGCUAUUGCAUUCGGGACUCCUGGAGCGGCCGCGGCUGCAGACAUCCAAGUCGAUGACACCCAAGUUUACCAGACGAUCCAGGGCUUUGGCGCGACACUGACGGACUCUUCAGCUAAAUUGCUGGACGGCCUGAAGACGGACAACUCCGAUGAGUAUUGGAAGCUCAUGGACUACAUGUUCAGUAGUGAGAUCAGCUUGCUUGCUGCUCAAGCAAUCUCACCGCCGAUGGUGCCAAUUCCGAAUGCUGCACUGUCUUACGUCCGAGUUCCCCUCGGUGCUUCGGACUUCUCCGCCUCAGUUUCGACGAUACAGCCGGCGACACAGGCUUGUCGGAUUAACUUCACCAUCGACGCCGCACCAGCUUACCUCUUCUCGACGCUCACCGAUAUCAUGUCGGUAAACAGCGCGGUGAGGUUCCAUUUAGUGCCGUGGUCUCUACUGGCUUGGAUGAAGACUCCAGCAAACGCCGAUGGGGGCUCGUUGAUGCGGAUGUCAACGAUUACGCACAGUUCAUUGUUGAUGCACGUUGAUGCUCUGACUGGAUUCCAGGGCAAGAACAUCACUGUAUUUGCUGUCGGCAUCCAGAACGAACCAGAGAACUCGGACACCACGUACCCGAGCACAAGCAUGCCUGUCGCCACCGAGGCCGCUGUCGGCGAGGCGCUCAGGCCGCUGAUGAACAGUGCGGGCUUCACCGAAAACAGAUCCAUACAAAUCUAG
Coniophora puteana RWD-64-598 SS2 is the source of this 846-nucleotide messenger RNA. RefSeq names its product glycoside hydrolase family 30 protein. NCBI's taxonomy places the organism in Eukaryota, Fungi, Basidiomycota, Agaricomycetes, Boletales, Coniophoraceae. The record is from RefSeq and is a predicted model, not a curated record. Gene Ontology annotation, molecular function: glucosylceramidase activity. The transcript has 9 exons. Bases 1 to 846 code for a protein of 281 amino acids. Gene Ontology annotation, biological process: glucosylceramide catabolic process.